This is a messenger RNA of Helianthus annuus (common sunflower), 2299 nucleotides long. RefSeq lists its product as uncharacterized. Lineage: Eukaryota; Viridiplantae; Streptophyta; Magnoliopsida; Asterales; Asteraceae. The coding region runs from base 998 to 2077 and encodes 359 amino acids. The transcript has 4 exons. The record is from RefSeq and is a predicted model, not a curated record.
UCUUUCUUUUCGCAUAUGUCUUUCUCUACCUUCUACCUCUCCUUCACUCUGCCACAUAUGAUAACAUGUCUACGCCUAUCUGCCCAAAAAGUUUCAGCUGCCCAGCUUUUGGCCCAUUUAGUUAUCCUUUUUACGAUGAUACUAACGAAGGAUGUGGAUUGAUCGCGGUCAACUGUACUUUGAAUCAUGAGAAAGUACAAUUCGGAGGACAAUCAUAUGAGAUUGCAGUUAAGCUUGAUGCUGGUCCUUCUGUCUUGAUACGUAAUAGAACAUUUGAAGAACUUGGAUUAUCCAAAAGCUGUGAGACACUCAUGGAUAAUUUCACUUCUCCAAGUCCGGAUUUGUUUACCAUUUCAAUCCAACCCCUUGUCACAAUCUUCAAAUGCAUGAAUGAUCCUGAUUAUGCAGAAGAGAUUAAGAGCAUUCACAUUCACUCCAUCAAAACUAUCACUAUCUCUAAAGUAUAAAAAAAUGUUCUAAAAACUUACUCCAACCAGUCCAUUAUAUGUAUACCCUAACCUUAAAUAUUAAAAAAGAGGUACAGUAACUUUUUAUACAUAAAAAGCUCCUGUAGCUCCCCCAUUUCCAACAACCACACCUUCUCCCGCCCCUCUUUCUUCUGCACAUCGACUACCAUCAACAAAUUAAGCAAAACUACCAUCAAGUUCUCACUUCCCAGGUUCUGAUUUGUAAAUUGUGGAGGGUUCCGAGUUCGAUUUGUAAACAUAGGCAAUGAUGCGGCUUCUAUUGGAAACUAGGGUUCCGAUUUGAAAAUGAUUUUUCUUAAUCAGUGGAAAUAUCAAUUGAUUCAUCCUUCACAUCUCCAUCCAUCUGCGUUCUGUUUUGGAUUUCGAAGGGCUGCGUUCUGUAAGCUUAUUUUAUUCAAACAGUGAAUCAAAAACAACCUUCACUACUGGGUACUGACUGAAGGUUGCACCAAUCAAACAGGCCCACUUUGGAUUAUUAAAGCUGUUGAGUUAAUUGCAAGUUUGAUCAAAUGGUUCGUACAUUCUUUCGCAAGUUGUUGAGAUACCUAUCUUCGGAAGAUGAUAGCGAUGAUGAUCUUGAUGAGGAUGUCGAAGAACAAUGUACUCGCAAACGUCGUAAAUUUAUUCGACGCAAUCAUAUUCAGGGACAUGAGCGUUUAUAUCGUGAUUAUUUUGCAGAAAAUCCAGUAUAUCCCUCGAAUCUGUUUCGACGGAGAUUUCGGAUGAGUCGUCCUCUAUUUCUCCGUAUUCUAAAUGAGGUUGUGGCUAACGAGCCAUACUUCGUCCAAAGAAGAGAUAAUAUCGGAAGACUCGGUUUAUCUUCUAUGCAAAAGAUAACGGCGGCGCUUAGAAUGUUGGCCUAUGGGGUUAGUGCUGAUUUUAUGGAUGAAUACAUACGCAUCGGUGAAAGCACAGCAAUGGAGAGUCUCAAAAAAUUCUGUGAGACGAUAGUAAGUAUUUUUUCAGUUGAAUAUCUACGGUCACCAAACACCAAUGAUCUCUGGAUAUGGCAUGCAUUUUUUGGUUUGCCCGGUUCAUAUAACGACAUUAACGUGUUAGAGAGAUCUUCUGUUUUCACGGAACUUGCACAAGGGCGUGCUCCACCAGUCAAUUACACAGUCAACGGCCACGACUAUACUAUGGGGUAUUACCUUGCAGAUGGCAUUUAUCCUAAGUGGCAAACAUUUGUAAAAACGAUUCCAUCACCAAGAGGGAACAAGAAUAAAUAUUUUGCAAAAGCACAAGAAUCUGCAAGAAAAGAUGUCGAGCGAGCAUUUGGUGUACUUCAACAACGAUUUGCAAUCAUUCGAGGACCUUCACGAAUGUUCAAAUUGAAGGUACUAACAAAUAUAAUGAAAGCAUGUGUUAUUCUUCAUAACAUGAUCAUUGAAGACGAACGUGAUGAUGGUGAUAGUCUUAACAUCGAGUAUGAUCAACUUGACGAUGAUCUCCCUGAAUUGUCGCGCACUCAAACAAAUGAGUUUAUGGACUUCAUCCAACGUCGUCUUCAUAUUAAAGAUAGCUCAGCACAUCAUCAGCUUCAAGAAGAUCUAAUUGAACAUCAAUGGCUACUCUAUUCCCAACAAUAAAUGAUGUCGCGUUAUAUUAGAUUGUUUUGUGAAUGUUAUGAGUUGGGUUUAGAAAUAUGUUAUGCGAUGUUCAUUGGAAUUAUAUAUGUAUGACUAGAACUUAUUAGCUCAACUUUUGUUAAAUGUGAAGGUUUAUGUUUAUCGAUUGUUCUGUAUUUUGAGUAGGAUCUAUCUUUCUCAUGGUAUGGUAAUAUUAACCUUGUUCAUCAGUUCAUGCAUAAA